Mycena citricolor is the source of this 4309-nucleotide messenger RNA. Lineage: Eukaryota; Fungi; Basidiomycota; Agaricomycetes; Agaricales; Mycenaceae. The record is from the annotation of a GenBank genome assembly.
CUGGAGUGAGACAUUGGCAAGCUUCAUCGAUGCAGAUGAACAGCAUACUCGAUCUGCCACCAGAGCUUAUCCAUGUCUGCUUGUCAUACCUACCGCUCUCCGACAUCCAUACCCUCGAGCACUUCGUCGGAAACACCCUCCUCCGCUCGCUCAUCGCUGGCUCAGUAGCCAUCGCGUACCGCCGCGCCCUCGACUCCGCAUGCGUGGAGGAGAGCCCGGCAUUCGCACACCCCGCAUCGUCGCCCCCGCCUGUCUCGGACCGCCUGCGGCUGCUGCGCAGGACGAACGAGCGCUUCGCGGCCUUCGACCCGGCGCACCGGGCCUCGCUCACCGUGCCGUUCCCCACGACGAGCAUCUACGACCUCGCGGGCGACGUGUUCGUGCUCGGCGACGGGUCCGGGGAGAUGAUUGACGGACGCUGCACAGGCGUGCGCGUGCUGCGGACGCGUGCUGCUGCUGCUGCUGCUGCGGCCGCCCCACAGAGCGAGGGACCGGCCGAGGGUGUGGAUGAGGAUGUGUGGCGCAGGAUCAACGCCGGGAAGCCGGUCAUCGACUUCGGGCUGGCGGUGGAGGAGCACGAUCUCAUCGUGAUGGUGACCUACGUGUCGCUCGAUCAGACGCGGCGCCAGAUCGACGUCUCCUUCUUCCAUUUCUCGUCUGGCGCGCCCCACUCGCAGGCCCGCCAGCAUGUGCUUCCCGUGCAAGAGACGGACACUACGCACGGCCCGCCGAGCGUGUCGAUCGAGAUCGUUGGCGAGAACUUGGCGAUGUCGCUGUUCUAUGGCAAUGCGCGGACAGCGGACAAAGACAGCCUGCAUGUCUUCAACUGGCGCACAGGGAUCCGCAAGAAGAGUGACUUCUUCCCUCUCAGCUCGCCGGGCUUGAUCUUCCUGACACCAAGGCACCUCCUCUUGCCAGACGUCCGCGUGCAAUGCUUUGUCGUCGUCGAAUACCCCGACUCCGACAGCGAGGACACCGAGCCAGAGCUAUCGCUCCUCGAGUUCCCCGACAUCAAAGGCGGCCAGGAAGUGCUCCACGUUCAAUGCCGUGUGUCGCCCACUGCAGCCGUGUCCCCCACUCCCCCCGCGCCAUCCGCGCCCUCGUCACGCUUCGUGCCGCGCGCAGAGGACGCGAUCAUCCUCCUCUCCUUCACGAUGGGCCGCUUCGACCAGCAGGGUCUCUUCGAGGCCGCCGACGAUCACAUCUUCAUCGUCUCGAAGCGGCCGCUGUACGACAAGCUCCUCCGCGGUCCGAUGGCACGCGAACGCCUGAGCUGGGACGAAUGGGCCGCGCCGGCGAUGUGCUACCUCGACGGCGAGGACCUGCACUUCCGCUACAUCACGGUCACGCACGGCCAGCGCCUCGUGUACAUCGACCACGCGGCGGCGGAGGCGCGCGCCCCCGUGCGCGUCCUGGACUUCAAUGCCGGCCGCUUCGAGGACGCGCUGCGGCGUGGUGCAGUCGAUGGCCCGCAUGCGGUCGUGCAGCCCAUGGAGGGUGGCAAGGUCAGGGGCACUCUCAGGCAGUUCCGGGCGUUCCGCCGGCCCCUGGUUUCGACGCUGCCGUAUGUGGAGACGACGUCGAAGGAGCUGUUCGACUGGGGCGCGGCGAUCAUCAACGACGAGUGUAUCCUGGGCGUGCAGUUUGGUGUGAUCGCCCAUGCGCUGUCCCUGGAAGUCUUGCAUUUCGGGGAGCUCUGCGGGUUCGGAACUCCCACGCUCGUGGAGGGUUCGACUGUCCUUUCGACUGGAGCGGACUUCACGAUCAACGGCCCGCUCGUCGGUGCCGUAUCUUAUCUCCAGACCGGCAAAUGCGGUCUGCACGGCGAGGGAUGCACCACGAUCGACGUGACGCUCAAGAACGGGUCGUGCACGGCGGAUGUCUCCGACGCGCCUCCACAUGCGUUCUCUGUGGCGUCUGGUUUCGGGUAUUUCAAUGGCUGUGACGGAGCUGGCUCGGACUGUACCAUCCCUGGGUGCCCCAACGGGUUCCAAGGCCUCCCGGGACAGCCGGUCGUCGUCGGCUGCCAAACGGCCAACUGUAACCUCGCGUUGACAUGGGAUGGGACUGCGAAGGAGAGCAGGCUGAGGGGAGACGGGGCACAUCCUGCGCUGGACUCCAAGCCAGAGAGCCCGAGACUCCCCGAGAGGCCCCAGGCCCCGACGUUCAACUACCCACCACGCAAACGCAUUCUCCGUCCAGGCUCGCCAGCCCACCUCCGCGGACCCACCAGCCGACUUCACGGAGAUCCGCCACCGACCACGCAGCCGGGAUCACGGUUCGAAGAAGCGCGCAGUGUGCGUAACGGGGCGAAUUCCUGCCAACUCUUCCAGCGCACUCCUAAUCGUCGUCGAACCUACUUUGGCGUCCGUGCACCAGUCGCUCCUCCCCGGAUACAGCCCGCGCGCCUGAUGCUUGCGAGCGUGUCGACCUUGGUGCCAGGGCCCCUCAAGCGGAAACGCGGGCUGCGCGGAGUGGUGACGAAGUCGGUGGAAGGACACGCGCAGGACGCCUUGUCUGCGCGAUAUGCUGCAGCCGUAUCCUCCUCCUCCUCUUUACCUUCAACGUCCUCGACACAUCCACAUCCACACGCGCACACGCACACGCACACAUCCUCUCCCUCUGCCGCCUCCUCCUCGACCUCGAAGACGUCCUUGCGGCCCCGGGGCCGCGCAGAUGCGCAACCCGAAACGGAUGCUCGUGAUGCGCGCCGUGGCGAGAUGCUGCAUGAUGCGGAUGCUGAUGCUGAUGCACCUGAUAAUCGCGAUGGCGAUGAUGCUGAUCCCCGGCCCCGCUCCAGCAGCGCACGUGGGCGCAGUGAUAGCCGGAGCCCCAUUCAGUACGCCGAUGCGCAAGCCGAGCGGGCCCCGGGCCCGGCACUGGCCGCGGUGCGCAUGGUUGGGCGCGGCGGGCGGGGAUCGCGGCCCCGGGCUUUGCCGUCCUCUUUUUUCUCCACUCCCACUUCUUCGACUGCUGCUUCUGCUUCUGCUUCUGCUUCUUCUUCGUCUUCUGCUGCUUCUGCUUCGGCCUCGGCGUAUAUGCGCGCAGCCCAGCAACAGCUCGCUGGGACGCGCAUCGUCGGCCGCGGUGGCGUCGGGUCCAAGCCGCGCGGUCUGGCGCUCGUGCCGGCUGCGGUGCGGGUCGAGCCUAGGGCUGCUCCCCAUGUCGACGCGCGUAUCGAUGCGGAGUCGGUCCAGAUGGUGUAUCGCCCGACGGGGCGCGGCGGUGCUGGCUCGCACGUCCGGGUGAAGAAGAGCAAAAAGCCCAAGACAAGAGACGAGGGGAAGGGUAAAGCGAGAGACGAGUUCCGGCUGUUGCCGUGGAUCGCCCACAGUCACAGGACGCAUGCACCCGCACCCGCACCCCUCCCACCUCCCCCGCUGGACCCUCAGGUCCGCGCCCCGUUGUUCGUGCCCUCCGCGCGAGGGAACAAGCUCGCGCGGACGUUGGGGAUGGAUAUGCCCUCCUCAUUGCCUAGUUCUCUCCGUGCAACACCCCACGCAGACGUCGGCAGGCUCCGAAGCCGGGCGAGCCUCAACACGCUCACACCCACCCGCGAGCGUCAAGGCGACGACGGCGACGACGACGACGACGACAGGAGGACCAUCUCGCGAUCCGCGUCCCCCGUGUCCGCAUCCCACGCGUUCUCGCAGGAGGGCAUCGACGACGGGUACUACGAGGACGACGAAUACGAGGACACCACCGGCAUGGCGUACGAGGACUGGAUCAACGACCAGUCCGAGCUGUACGACCUCCGCUUCGCCUCGCCCACAUCCUCCAACCGCUCCUCCGGCGUGCGCCUCGACCACCCGUCGCUCUCGUCCGGCGAGGUGCACGUGCAGCCGGACAUGGACUUGUCGGACUCGGACUACUCGGACGCAGACGCAGACGCAGACGCGCUCGAGGCGGAUUCGGUCCUGUCGAUGGCGUCGGACCUUGGGUUCGACCUCGGCUUCGACCUCGGCUUCGAGUCGCGCUCGGCCACGCCGACGCCGGAUAUGUUCGCGUCCGCGAAGCACGCCGCGGCGGUGCCCUUUGCUCACUACGGCGGCAUCCUCGACGGCGGCGAAGAUGACGAGGACGACGAUGCGGACUCGGAGGGCGAGGUGUGGACGGGCGAGUGGAAUCGCGGGGACAUGCAGAGUGUCAUCCGUGAUUUGAGGGCGUUGAGGUUCGAUUCGCACCGUUUAUAUUGAUAUUGAUAUACGCAUAUAUCCAUACAUUCCUUUGUUCCAUAGAUUUUCGCUCUUCGAUUCGCUUUUUUAUUAUUAUUAGUAUUGAUAUUCCAACCACAGCAGCACGUGAUUAA